AUGGCGAGCAACACUAAUAAUAGUAAGAAUCAGAGGACAAAGAUGAGUCUUGUGUUGUCAAGAGAUGCUAAGCCUAGAUUAAAAUGGACUUGUGAGCUUCAUCACAGAUUCAUCGAAGCCGUUAAUCAACUCGGUGGACCUAACAAAGCAACACCUAAGAGUUUGAUGAAGGCUAUGGAGAUUCCUGAGCUUACCUUGUAUCAUCUCAAGAGCCAUUUACAGAAAUAUCGACUAGGAAAGAUCCUGAAGUUCGAUGAUAACAAGCUAGAAGCAGUUUCAUCAGCUUUAGAAACCCAAAUAUUUGAGAGUAAAAACGAUUCUAGAGAUUUCAAAGGCAGUGUGAACGAAGAAAACAACAAUCCAGCUAACGAAGGCGUGCAGAUCACGGAGGCCUUACAACUGCAGAUGGAAGUUCAGAAGAAACUUCAUGAACAAAUCGAAGUUCAGAGGCAUCUGCAAGUGAAGAUUGAGACACAAGGCAAGUAUUUAGAGUCAGUUUUGAUAAAAGCUCAACAAACUCUCACUGGCUACACAUCUUCCACUCUCGGCAUAGACUUUGCAAGAACCGAGCUCAACAGGUUUGCUUCACUGGUGAAUCCUAGUUCGUCGUUCUCAGAGCUAACGCAGGUGGAAGAAUACGGAGAAGCAGAAGGUUUCUUGUGUGACAAGAAAAUAGAAAAUAGAGGACUUAGGCAGCUGAGAUGUUCAGUUGAGAGCUCCUUGACAUCUUCAGAGAUCUCAGAGACAAAACUGAAUAAUGAUAAGGACGAGAGACAAUCGAUGGAGCUUCCGUUGAUGGAGAUCAAAUCAGAAGUGAUGA
Eruca vesicaria subsp. sativa (arugula) is the source of this 820-nucleotide messenger RNA. The record is from the annotation of a GenBank genome assembly. Lineage: Eukaryota; Viridiplantae; Streptophyta; Magnoliopsida; Brassicales; Brassicaceae.